Lindgomyces ingoldianus is the source of this 638-nucleotide messenger RNA. RefSeq lists its product as uncharacterized. Lineage: Eukaryota; Fungi; Ascomycota; Dothideomycetes; Pleosporales; Lindgomycetaceae. The record is from RefSeq and is a predicted model, not a curated record. The transcript has a single exon. Bases 44 to 508 code for a protein of 154 amino acids.
CAUAUUCUAGCCAAGAAUCCUUUAGUGCACUUCGCUCAACGCAAUGGCCGACCUAGUCACACUCACAGCACUUAGUCCACGCGAAGCUGUCGCAGAUGCUCUCCACCGCUGCAUCCUCGGUAUCGACACCAACAAUCGGGGCCUGUUUGAGUCAGCAUGCUUAACGAACGAGAGUAUGACUGUUGUCGCUGGUCCAAUUACUCUCGAGGGCUGGACCGCGAUCAGCGAUUUCUUUCUUAAGGUCUUCGUCCUGGUCACCACGCAUAUCACCAGCAAUAUCCGUAUUGAGCUGAAGGAUGGCGCGGACACGGCAUUCAUGACCGCCCACGCGAUCUCAUAUCAUGUUCGGCCAGAUGAUGCGCUCAAGCCGGAGGACACUUCAUACACGGCGUCAAGCUUGUACUUUAUAGAUCUCGUCAAGGAUAGCAGCGACGGCUUGUGGAAGAUCAAGAAGUGGGAGAUAAAGGUUCAGUGGACUACAGGUGAUAGAGCGGUUGUCCAUGGAUAGGAUCCAAGACGUUGCCAUUUAACAUUAUGAACGUUACACCUAACGUUCGUUGAAGGUCUAGGAUAAGCAUACCAAGCAAGAAUAGAAAGGGGUCAUAAAGAGGAGAUCUAUUAGUGGAACCAAAAUUUUG